AUGGCAUCUCUUUUCGCAAACGGUAUCUCUAGAUUUUCUCCACAAACCACUUCCGAUUCUUCCAAAGCACCAAAAGAGUUUCAUCCAAAACUCGAAUCCUUGAAAUUCCCAUCCCCCAAAACCCUAAAUCGGACUAGGGUUUUCAAAGUCAGAGCCAAAGAUGGAACUGAAUCCUCUGAUAAACUUCAACAGUAUUUCAAGAAUCAAGAUUACGUUAAGAAAUACGGAUUCACUGAACAUAUCGAUUCGCUCACAAUCCCUAACGGUUUAUCUGAAGAAACGAUUCGCUUGAUAUCGAAAUUGAAAAAGGAACCAACUUGGAUUCUUGAGUUUAGGCUCAAAGCUUAUGCUAAGUUUCUGAAAUUAGAAGAACCUAAAUGGUCAGAUAAUAGGUAUCCUUUGCUUAAUCUCCAAGAUAUGUGUUAUUACUCUGUUCCUAAAAAGAAACCAACUUUGGAUAAUCCUAAGGUUCUUGAGAUAUUUGAUAGAUUAGAUGUUCCUAUAACAAAGAAGAAAUGUUCUCCUAAGGUUGCGGUUGAUGCGGUUUUCAAUAGUGAAUCUAUAGCUAUCACUAAUAAGGAGCCUCUAGAGAAGUCAGGUGUGAUCUUUUGUUCGAUAUCCGAAGCUAUUAGGAAGUAUCCGGCUUUGAUCAAGAAGUUUUUAGGAAGAGUUGUGCCUAGUGAUGAUAAUUACUACGCGGCUUUGAAUUCCGCGGUUUUCAGCGAUGGAUCCUUCUGUUAUGUACCAAAAAACACGAGAUGUCUGAUGCCUGUUUCGAGUUAUUUCCGGAUGAACGCGAUUAAGAGUACUGGUCAAUUUGAAAGGACUUUGAUUGUUGCUGAGGAAGGGAGUUAUGUUGAGUAUUCAGAAGGAUGCACUGCUAUAUCUCAUGACAAGAAUCAGCUUCACGCUGCGGUGGUUGAGCUCUAUUGCGCGGAAGGAGCAGAGAUUAAGUACUCGACGGUGCAGAAUUGGUAUGCAGGGGAUGAACAAGGUAAAGGCGGGAUUUACAACUUUGUCACAAAGCGCGGUCUUUGCGCUGGGGAUCGUUCCAAGAUAUCAUGGACUCAGGUUGAGAAGGGGUCGGCGAUAACUUGGAAGUACCCGAGCGUGGUUUUAGAAGGCGAUGAUUCCGUUGGCGAGUUUUACUCUGUUGCAUUGACUAAUAACUAUCAGCAAGCUGAUACAGGGACCAAGAUGAUUCACAAAGGAAAGAAUACGAAAAGUAGAAUCAUUUCAAAAGGAAUUUCAGCUGGGCGGUCAAGAAACUGUUACCGCGGUCUUGUUCAGGUUCAAUCGAGAGCCGAGAAUGCUAAAAAUACUUCCACUUGCGACUCAAUGCUUAUCGGUGACAAUGCAGCCGCUAAUACUUAUCCUUACAUACAGGUAAAGAAUCCAUCGGCGAGAGUAGAGCACGAAGCAAGUACUUCAAAGAUUGGAGAUGAUCAGAUUUUCUAUUUCCAGCAGAGAGGAAUCGAUCACGAGAGAGCAUUAGCAGCAAUGAUCUCUGGAUUCUGCAGAGAUGUUUUCACCAAGUUGCCUAAUGAAUUUGGAGCUGAAGUUAAUCAGCUUUUGAGCAUUAAGCUUGAAGGAUCAGUGGGUUAAACAAAUCUCACAAUUACAGAACAUUAAAGAUAGAAAAAGUCUUUGUGCUUCUCAAUAAAGCUUU
This is a messenger RNA of Arabidopsis lyrata subsp. lyrata, 1669 nucleotides long. Its product is annotated as UPF0051 protein ABCI8, chloroplastic. NCBI's taxonomy places the organism in Eukaryota, Viridiplantae, Streptophyta, Magnoliopsida, Brassicales, Brassicaceae. Gene Ontology annotation, biological process: iron-sulfur cluster assembly. The transcript is spliced from 2 exons. Bases 1 to 1605 code for a protein of 534 amino acids. The record is from RefSeq and is a predicted model, not a curated record.